AUGGCAUAUGAUGAACUAAACACCCCACUGCUGCUGCUGCUGGAGCUGGUGGAGGAAUCGGCUGAGCUCCCAGAUGGGGUCCCACUGCCCGAAGUCUUUACUCAAAGGACCACUACUCUGGCUGGCCCGUCCCACUUUUUCUCUGACUCUAAAUCUGAACAUGGUGCUUCUCCCCCUCAUUCACCGAAACGGGGUGACACGAGAUGGGACCCUAACCUAGUCUUCCAGCACCCAAUUUCUGAGUCCGAGGCUAGCGUCGGCGGACACAGGAGCCUCGCACGCGCCAGGCUCCCGAGGCCGCCGACGCUAGCCUCGGACUCUCCCGCCCAUCCCCGACCCAGGUUCGCUCUGUUGGCGGGCUUAGCCCGAAGCCUUAGGGAGACCCCCUCCUCACCGCGCCGCGCAAUCCCGCCCGCUACUCCCACAUCCCAUUCAGCCCAACUUGACCCCAGUGCUGUGACCUCCGUCCCUGACGAGCCCGGUGCUCCAGUCCCUGUCACCUGGGCCUCGCCCCGCACUCCUAGCACAGUGGGGUGUGUCCCCUCCAGCCCACUGGCCUCCCCGCGAGGGGUCACGGUGGCCGCUCCUCACCUCGGCGUCCACCACCUCGUGAUAGGCGGGCGGGGGGUCGAAACCACCCCCGCCCCCAGUGCUCCCGCCGCGGGAAGGUCCGCCGCCGCCGUCACCCCCGCCGUCGCCCCGCGGGCCCCCGCCAGGCCCGGGGCUGGGGCCGCCGCCGUCCAUAGGCUCGUAGCCGCCGUAGUCGAGGCCCGGCCGCUCGUUGGUGAGCAGCGCCACUGCCUCGUUGAUGUCGUUCUUGGCCAGGCGCAGGGCCUUGCGGAUGGUGGCGGGGUCCGAGAAGCCCAUGCACAGCAGCGUGGUCAUGUGCUGCUCCUCCUCCGACUCCAUGGCUUCGGCCUCGGGGCCGCGCCGGCCGGCGGGCGGCGAAGCUGCGAGUCCCCGGCCUGGCAGGCCGCACGAGGCUGCCUGGGCGCCGUCCCCGCGCUCCGGCGGGCUCCGGAGCUCCUAGCCUGCGCCCUCCGCAGCCGCUGGCCACGUCGGGUGCGGGCGUGGGCGCCGGGAGCUCAGGCGCGGCGGCGGCCUGGCCCAGCCCUGCGCGCCGCCAUGUUGGCCUCCGCCUCCUCCUCCGCCGCCGCCACCGCCUUCUCCGCCUCCCGCCGCGGGACUGCGCCUCCGCUCCCGGAAGCGACAGGAGCCGCCACCAGGCUCCCGCUGGCUCACGGCUGUAGGUCGGAGAUUUUUUUUUUUCCUCUUAAAGGAGGGGCCGCCCCCGAAAGCGUCUCUACAGUAGAAGGGACGCCGAGAGGCCCGAGUGGAGGCGAGGGAGGGCCCUCCGUUGUGGCCGCCGCCGCCCGCCCAUUUCUCCUGCAACAGGUUCCCUCAGGAGCCGGAGGGGCGGGAGCCCAGUGCACCGCUCGACAGGGAGCGUCCCCGAAGUCCCCAAGCUGUGGACCCAGUGUAGCCCUGCCCGCCGUUCCCUGCCUCGCAUCCGAACCAUCUGAGUCCAGCAGGACAGCCCGUACCGGACUCGUUCGCCCCUGCAAGAUCCGAAAUGCAGCCCAGCCUGCAUGCAAUCCGCUGGCCGAGCCCGCGUUCCACCUUCAGCCCCACCUGAAAUGCACCCGGUCCAGAAGGAAAUUCACCCUAUUCCCAAGGAAAUUCACCUGCCAUGCUGUCAGAAGUACACCCGAGUGUCGACAUAAUUCAUCCCUAGACGAGGCACAUCGACCCACCCGAGCUGAAAAUUAACCCAUGUACCUUGACCCAAGACCCUCCAUCUCUCACUGAAGUUACACUAAACCAGUUGAAAUGAAGUCCCGACCCUCCCUGGAUUUUCCAGUCAACAUUGAGUGGCCACCAAACUGUUAAUCCCGUGAAAGUCUGAAGUAUAUUCUAUGACCCGAAUUUUGGAUCCCAAUGCUCUCUAUGAAAACUUCCUAAAGAAAACUGGGACUGCAUCACCUUCCAUCAGUUGAGGACUCUGCUCCCCACCUGAUGCUGACCCCCCACACCACACUGCUGCAGUCCCUGCCGGGGGCUCCCCUGGUCUUUUCUAUCUUGGAGCAGUCCUUUCCCCCAUUAAGGCUUGCUUUGUUUGCUUUCUCUUCCCACCUUUGGCAUUAGAGCCCAAGGGCCAUGUCUUCUGCAGUCCCCUUGAACCCGCCAUCUAAGCUCCGGACCUCCACCCCCGCCCAUUCAAUGUCCUUUAAUUCAUGCUAAUUCUAGGUCCUUUCCUCACCCUCUUCUUUAUCUCACUGAGUACUUGGAAAUUUAGCUCAUCUUCUAAUGUCCUCACUGUGGUUUCUUCCAGAACCCUGAAGGCCACCAACCUUUCUUUUAAAUCCCAUCAAACCGGUCCUAUCACCGACCCAGCAGUCACUAUCCCAAUCUUAAAUUAGUGGUGGUACUGAGAAAUUUGCUCUCUCCGUUAGCAGUUUUUCACCUGGACAAUGAACCUUUCUUGCUUGGUACUUGCUACCUAUAUUUGUAAACACCAGCAAUUUGAUUUACAGGGUGAACAUAUCACUGUUGUUUACAUUCAAAUGAAGUAACUAUUCAUUGUACUGAUUAAAGUCCAGGUUAUAGACCAAAGACUAGGUUUAAUAUCCAAAGGAAGUCAAAGUCUCUUAGUUUCUGAACAACAAAAAAGAACCUACUAAUGAAUAAUGACUAAGAUUGGAUCAGGUCACAUCGUGUAUUUGUAUUUUAAUCCUCACCAGAUUAUAUAUGUUUAUUGAUUUUAGAGAGAAAGGAAGGGGUCGGGGAAGAGAGAAAAGAGAGACAUUGUUGUGAAAGAGAAACGUCGAUGUGUCGCCUUGCCUCCCAUGCACACUCUGUACAGGGACCCAGCCCACAGCCUAGGUAUGUGCCUCACUGGGAUUGAAACUGCAACCUUUUGGUGCAUGGGGCAUCACUCCAAGCAACAGAGCCACCUGGCCAGGGCACAGCGUAUAUAUUUAAAUGAAGUUUUAUUAAGCGUUAUGAAGUUUUAGGUACUCAGUAAUGUUUGAAAUAUUUAUCCAUAGCAUACGAAGAACAAAGGUAAUCUAAAUCAGCUGAAGCAGCCUGUCAUGGAGGACACGCCGAGACAUUUAAUGUAUUUAACAAAUAUGUACUGAGUAUGGAUCAGGUGCCAGGUAGAUGGUGUUCUUGGCAGUGGUGGUGCAACAGAAAACAAAGCAUACAAAAUUUGAUGCUGGAGAAGUGGUGGCAUUCAGUUUUGUCCAAUGAACAGUUAAUUAAGUGGCCAAAUUAAGAAAUGAGUUGCAAGGGGAGAGAAAGUAACAAGUAAAGAAAAAUUGUUUGCCACUAAAAUUCAAAAUAGAACCCAGGAGGUAAUGAGACAGAGCUGACCAAUUCAGAUGGCACAUAAAAAGACUCCUCAACAGUGGCAGGUUUACAGAACACAACAUCGGAAGUUGUGCUGAGCUGAGAAGAGGAAGCAGAGAAAAACAAACUCUGUGAUAAAAACUGGAAAGGAGCCACCACGGCUACAAAAAACAAGGAAGGCUAUUUUUUGAACUGGAUCCUUGAGUGACUGAAAAGCUAGUGUCAUUUGAGGAUGCAAGCAGUAUAAUUACACUUCUUUGCAUGUAGGAAAGCUGUAAACUCCGUGAGAAUAGAACCUGUGUCUGCUUAAUAAUUCAUUGACUGCUUACUCAAUCACUGUCUGCAGCUUACCAGUCAUCCUGAUUCACCCCAGAGAAACCUCCAUCUCCAUACACAGUGAAGGCCCAGAGAAUUCUGACUCCUGGUUG
Molecule: messenger RNA, 3779 nt
Organism: Artibeus jamaicensis (Jamaican fruit-eating bat)
Lineage: Eukaryota; Metazoa; Chordata; Mammalia; Chiroptera; Phyllostomidae
Product: nascent polypeptide-associated complex subunit alpha, muscle-specific form-like
Exons: 4
Coding region: 1-1770 (589 amino acids)
Source: RefSeq, a predicted model, not a curated record